Molecule: messenger RNA, 1929 nt
Organism: Alnus glutinosa
Lineage: Eukaryota; Viridiplantae; Streptophyta; Magnoliopsida; Fagales; Betulaceae
Exons: 3
Coding region: 168-1295 (375 amino acids)
Molecular function (GO): zinc ion binding
Source: RefSeq, a predicted model, not a curated record
AUCAAAAGUCCAGUCGAAGCUAUAUCACCAGCUACGAAGGACAGACAUCGAUCCUUCCGCGGGGUCGUUCCUGGGAGAAGCGUGCUGAGCGCAUUCUUCUGAACAGGAAUCCUCUCUUCUCUCUUUGCCGAAGACCCCUUAAACUCGCGAUUCAGGCGUCUUUGAGCAUGGAUCUUCAUGCAGAACUUGUAGCAGAGAAGAUUGGAGAUGGGAAAGAGGAAGGCCCUUCAUUCAAAUGCGAUCUAUCCGAUACAGAAAUAGUUCACAAGAUAGCUCAAAUGUUCCUCCCCGGAUUAGCCACAGCUUGCGUUGACAACACCACAGGUGAUAUCUUCAAUACCCCAGCUUCUGUAGCCGUUGAUAUGAGAAAAGAAAUGGUGGAAUAUCUUACCCAGAGGAGCGAGAGUUUUCUCGCUGAAUCUGUUAUCUUGGAAGCUGGUCCGGACCAUCCCUACGAUGUUGUUUCUGAUUUUGUUGAUGACUUUGCUAGUUCGAAGAGGAACUUGUUCGGUCGGGUUUCGGAAUGGGUGAUGAGUGAAAAGAGGGAAGAAAAGAUUGAUGAUUUUGUUCAAGAGAUGGAGAUAAAUGGGUUUUGGUUGUUGGAUGGGAGAGAAGCAGUUGCACGUAUUUUGCUCAAGAAUGUUGACUUCAAGAAUGCAUUUCACUGCGACAGGAAAUUCAUGUCGGCAGAAGGGCUUGCCGAGCAUGUUUGCCGCUGCAGCUUUAGACCUAUGACUUGCACAAAUGGAGGUUGUAAUGCCAGAUUUUGCGCCAGUCACUUGGAGAGGCAUGGUUCAGUUUGUCCCUUCAAGAUAAUUCCAUGUGAGCAGAAGUGCUCAGAUAGCAUCAUGAGACGUGAGAUGGACAGGCAUUGCAUAACUGUCUGUCCAAUGAAGCUUGUGAACUGCCCUUUCUAUGCACUGGGUUGUCAAUCCACUUUACCUUCCUGUAUGAUUGAGCAACACUGUUCAGAUACUGUCCAUUUUCACUUGCUAUAUGUUCUUCAAGUUAUUCACAAAGAAGCAUCUGAGGAGGAUCUGAAACGACGGGUGGAGCAACUAGAACAGGCAGCAUCAUCGAGUCGGCUAGCUGAAGCUCGAGAGGUGAGAUCUUUAACCUCCAAAGUCAAGGAUCUUGAAGCAAAGCUGGGGCCGUUAGAAGUCCACCUCAAGAACAAGGAUAGUGAAGAGAAUGUGGAGAUUUCAAACAUAUCAAAUGCCUUGGAUGAAACCCAUAUCAAGUUCAACAAGGACAUCCAAGAGAGAAUGGGGGCUUCAAAUCUAGUAAAUGCCUAGAGCGAAGCUCAAAGUCCAAGUUAGACCUGGCAAUUAUGUUUUUUUUUUUUACAGAAAACCCUAUUCAUCAUCAUAUGAAAAUCUUUCACCUUGUCAGAAAACAACCUCGCCUUUUCUUUUUCUUUUGUUCAAGUACUGUCUAACAUCAUUUCAUCCAUUGGCCAUUGCUAUUUCAGUUGAAGAUCUUGAGGUUCCUUUUCCCUCCUUGACCUAUUUCUUUUUCUAUAUUCCAAAGUCAAUGAUGGCUUCAUGUUAUCCAUGACAGUUGAUAAAUUGGGGAAACUUGUUCCUUUCACUCUGCAGAUAUACUGCUACUGACAUUGUUCUCGGCCUACUGGUAAUAUGGUGUGAGAUGCCUUUCUAUCGGUGUAAUUUCCAAAUUCAAGAUAUGGUCGUAUUCCAAGUAUUACUUAAACCCUUAGAAUUAUAAAGAACACCUCCCCCUCCCAUUGGACAAUUUUUUAUUCUGUUCCUCCAGGCCAUGUUUGUAUAUUCGUAGAGGGAAAAAUCCCAAGUAAUGGCAUCUGAAUUUUGUUUUUUUGUUUUUUUUAUUUUUAUGGCCCUUUGUAUGGGUCUAAUAUUCAUGUGUAAAUCUUCAUAUGCUAUAAAAGCUAAUGAAAACUUAUUCCAUUAA